AUGUUCAUUUUCCAUAUACAUAUCUUCUCCGGUCACCAUCUCCUCAUCUACCUGCUGUCGGCAUCCAUAGCGGAAGAAUUAGCCCCGGAUUCCAAUACCUCGCAUGCCGAUAUCCGCGUUUUACAACCAGCGGAAGACACCACCAGACAGACACAUGAAGUACAAUUCCAUUACCGAAUCGCAGCGCGCCACAAAGGUCAUUUGACGUGUGAAGUGAUGCUAAGCACUGAUACCAAAAAGGAUUUUGAUAAAACUGACAACCAAAGUCUCAGCCAUGUUUAUCUUCGAUGUCCACUAGUCCCAGCGGGAAUCUGCUACGUGGAUUGCACACCAGCCUGCUCCUAUGAUGAGGUUGAGGGUUGUGUGGUGCCGCCUUCAUUAUCAUCAGCCAUCGAAGACUGUCGGUUUGAGAUUCCUCCGGAAGGCGAUAAGAUUGUCCUCGACUACACAAUUGCUAUGGACAUGCUUGAUAGAACAGGGGAGUGGAAUUGUGAAUAUCUGGGAAUAGCUGCGCCUAGACCUUUGAAACUCGAGGCUUCGCCAAAACUGCCCAAUUUUGCGAAGAUUACAACCAUCGCGUCCACAACAACCGCUCCUGCUCCCACUUCCCCUACCUCUCCUUCUCCUACUCCCACUCCUUUGGUUAUCAUCUAUCAACCUCAUCAUCCACCUUUUCCGAUGAGACAAUCCAAACAAACUUCGGGUAUGUGA
This is a messenger RNA of Rodentolepis nana, 711 nucleotides long. Lineage: Eukaryota; Metazoa; Platyhelminthes; Cestoda; Cyclophyllidea; Hymenolepididae. The record is from the annotation of a GenBank genome assembly.